This is a messenger RNA of Equus quagga, 3776 nucleotides long. RefSeq names its product zinc finger RNA binding protein 2 (gene ZFR2). Gene Ontology annotation, cellular component: precatalytic spliceosome. The record is from RefSeq and is a predicted model, not a curated record. The transcript has 18 exons. Gene Ontology annotation, molecular function: double-stranded RNA binding; zinc ion binding; single-stranded RNA binding. Bases 16 to 2778 code for a protein of 920 amino acids. NCBI's taxonomy places the organism in Eukaryota, Metazoa, Chordata, Mammalia, Perissodactyla, Equidae.
GGUGGAGACGCCAAGAUGGCGGCGAGUCACUACUUGGGCUUCGCGCCGGGCGCCGGUCCGCCGUACAGCGCCCUGCUUCCCUCGGCUUCUCCCCUCCCUGCUGCUGGAGCCACCUCCGCCACGCAGCCCGCUCCUGGGAUGGGCCCCACCGCGACCCCGACGCUUCCCGAGGCCGCCCAGCCGCCCCGGCCCGUCGUCCCAGCGGGGUGCAGUGGGUACCAGCCCCACUCUGGCCAGGACUCCUGUUACAUCAGCCGGCCCCAGGAGCCCACCCCCGCGCCCACCACCACUCCCUCCUUCCAGCACAGCUGCGGCCAAGGACCAUUGGCAGCCGCCAGAAGCUACGAGAAUGAGCAGUGUCUCCCGCCGGCCGCCGGCCAGCCCCAGCUCCCUGCCUCAGCCCCGCUCUGCCAGCCAGGGCCAAGCUACCUGGGCUAUGACGCGGCAGCCUACUCAGGAGCUGGUCCUCAGUAUCCUCCACCGCUACCCCCACAGAUGCAGCACCCCCCACCGCCGCCCCAGCAGCCGCCCCCACUCCCAAAGCCCGUGGACUUGUGCCCGUGGGGUGGCUCAGGAAGCGGGCUGGGUGCCAGUCCUGGCGGCAGCUUUGCCAGGAAGCUACUGGCUCCCACCAAGCAGCUGACGCCCAGGGGUGGACCCCGGCAGCCCCCACUUCACUACUGUGACAUCUGCAGGAUCAGCUGUGCUGGCCCCCAGACCUACCGCGAGCACCUGGAGGGGCAGAAGCACAGGAAGAAGGAGGCGGCUCAGAAGCUGGGCGUCCAGCCCGGCGGCAGCCCAUGCGCGGUGCAGGCCCAGCUGCACUGCCACCUGUGUGCCGUGUCCUGCACCGGGCCCGAGGCCUACGCCGCCCACAUCCGGGGCGCCAGGCACAAGAAGGUCUUCAAGCUGCACACCAAACUGGGGAAGCCCAUCCCCACCAUAGAACCGGUGCCAGGGAACUCCAGCUCGGCCCCCGCCACCCACACCAGCGAGCCGGCCCCCGUCACCACAGAGAGCCCCCCUGCGGCCCCGGCCAAGCCUGCGGCCCCCGCCGGCCCCAGCGUGCGCGCCCCGAGCAGGCCAGAGCUGGCUAAGAGACCGGGGGCCUCCAGGGCCACCCGAGUGGGGCCUCCCAAGCCCCAGGCAGCAGGCAGCAGACCCCCCGACGGGAAACCAACACACCCCAAAUCAGAGAGGGCCAGAGAGCCGCCCACCUCAGGAGGCUCCGCGGAUGCUUCUGGAAGCUCCUGCGAUGGGCAGCCAGUGGGCCCAGGCUACGUGGAAGAGGUGUGCGACGACGAGGGCAAGGUGACCCGCUUCCGCUGCCGGCUGUGCGAGUGCAGCUUCAACGACGCCAACGCCAGGGACCUGCACCUGCGGGGACGGCGGCACCGGCUGCAGUACAAGAAAAAAGUGAACCCCAAUCUUCCGCUCGCACUUGAGCCCAGCAGCAGAGUACGGAGGCUGCUGGAGGAGCGGGCGAGGAGGCAGAAGCAGCUGACCCGGAGGCGGCUGGAGGGGCUGCGGCGCUGGCACGCGGAGAUGAGGCGUCAGGAACUGUGCAGGAGGCGGCUGGAGGAGGAGCCGCAGGCCCAGGACGAGCACCCAGGACCCUCACUGCCCAAGCAGCACCCUCCCUUCAGGAGCAGGCCAGGGGCACCCCCUGACACGCCUCUGCCCGCGCAACGGCAGGAGUCCAGCGACGACCGGCACGUCCUGUGCAAGCACGCUGCCAUCUACCCCACGGAGGAGGAGCUCCUGGCUGUCCAGAAGGCCGUCUCCCACUCGGAGCGCGCCCUCAAGCUGGUGUCCGACACGCUGGCUGAGGAGGGUUCUGGAAGCCCAGAGCAAGAGGGCAGUGGGCGCAGUGGCAUCGACCCGUCGCCUCGGAUCCUGAAAGGCGUGGUGCGGGUCGGCCUCCUGGCCAGCGGCCUCCUGCUUCGGGGAGACAGGCACGUGCAGCUGGCCCUGCUCUGCUCCCGGAAGCCCACGCACGCCCUGCUGCGGAGGGUCGCGGCACAGCUGCCCCAGCAGCUCUUGAUGGUGACGGAGGACAAGUACGAGGUCUCCUCUGACCCUGAAGACAACAUUAUCAUCUCCUCCUGCGAGGAGCCCAGGAUGCGGGUCACUGUGUCCAUCACCUCGCCCCUCAUGCGGGAGGACCCCUCCACGGACCAAGAAGGAGUGGAGGCACCUCAGCCCGACCUGGGAGAUGACCCGGGAGACGUUCUGAGCCUGGAGAAGUGCCUCCAGUCACUGGCCGCCCUCCGCCAUGCCAAGUGGUUCCAGGCGCGAGCCAGUGGCCUGCAGCAGUGUGUGAUCGUCAUCAGGGUCUUUCGGGACCUCUGCCAGCGCGUGCCCACCUGGGGGGCCCUGCCAGACUGGGCCGUGGAGCUGCUGGUGGAGAAGGCUCUGAGCAGCGCUGUGGGGCCCCUGAGCCCAGGGGACGCCGUGAGACGGGUCCUGGAGUGCGUGGCCUCGGGGACGCUCCUGACAGACGGGCCCGGGCUCCAGGAUCCCUGUGAGAGAGGCCAGACGGACGCCCUCGGGGCCAUGACCGCCCAGGAGCGCGAGGACCUCACGGCCAGCGCCCAGCACGCGCUGCGCUUGUUGGCGUUCCGGCAGAUCCACAAGAUCCUGGGCAUGGCCCCUCUGCCGCCCCCCAAAAGCAGGCCCGGGGCGCGCGUCCGGAAGAGGCUGCGGGAGGCGGCCGAGGCCCAGGAGGGCGCGGGCCAGAGGAAGCGGGGCCGGCCGGGCGGCGAGGGGCCCGUGUGAGCGGUCUCCCCUCCUGGAGGGACCCGAUGCUGCGCCGCGUGGCCGCUCCGUCCUGACAUCAGAUUUCCGCUGGAGUGACGUUCUGCGGGUUUCUUUAAAAACCCUGUGCUCAGGUCAUUGGAGAAAUCGCCUCAUUUUGGGGAGAGCCGCCGGGCAGCACCCUGUACCCCGAUGCCUGCCCCAUGGCGGGUGGGGGUGCAGCACAGUGAUGUCAAAGCCGGGCAGCCCUUGCGGGGUGUCAGCUCGCCCUGGGCCUCCUGAGCAUGUGGGUGUCUAGCUCGCUGCCUUUAGAGGCCCCCGCUGUGCGUGGCCGUGAAAUCUCGGGACAGGCCCGUCUGGGGCCCUGUGUCAGGAGGCAGGCCAGGGAUGGGAGCCAAGACCGAGGCCCAGCCUGCCCCAAACCUGCUGCCCCCCGCUCCCCAGCCUGGAGAUGGUCCCGUGGCCGGAGGCCUGCAGGCCUGAGCUGGGCUCGUCCCCCAUCCCCCAUGGGGAGGGUGGCAAGACCGAGGGGUGGUGAGGAGGCAGGCUGGGCGCCCCUGGCUCCCAUGAAACAUCUGUGUCCCAACCGUCUGCCCUGACCGCCCCCCCCAACCUCGUUGCACCAAGUGCCUUCCGCCACAGAGAGGAACCGCUCUGGGACGUCCCUGAGGGCGGGGGGUGCCUUCCGGCCUUUCUCGCAGCUCCCUGCAUAGCUCCAGCGCCUGCCUCUUGGGUGCUGGUCUGGGGGCUGUGCCUGGUGCAGGGCGCAGGGGUCAGGUGCCUCUGGGUCCUGGGGGACGUGGGGCACCCGCUGCCCAGCCUCCGCCCCGAUGCGUCCAAACCUCCCUCUUUGCCACCGUUUUUCUUGGCCAGCUGCCCAGUGGCACUGAGGGAGAAAAGUCCGGCUUUGGACUGACGCCAUCGACAGCCACUCGAGUCCUUUGAUUCAUUUCUGUGUUUAGGAGACAGCCUGUGAGUGACUUCGCGUCUCACGUCUUCACAGAGCCGCCUGGAAGUGU